Chroicocephalus ridibundus (black-headed gull) is the source of this 1293-nucleotide messenger RNA. RefSeq names its product BAG cochaperone 2 (gene BAG2). The record is from RefSeq and is a predicted model, not a curated record. The transcript is spliced from 3 exons. Gene Ontology annotation, molecular function: adenyl-nucleotide exchange factor activity; protein-folding chaperone binding. The coding region runs from base 114 to 785 and encodes 223 amino acids. Lineage: Eukaryota; Metazoa; Chordata; Aves; Charadriiformes; Laridae. Gene Ontology annotation, biological process: protein stabilization.
GCUCCUUCUUUGGCCAUGAGCGAGUUGCCGGCAUUCGGCCGCCGCCUGCGGGACGCGGGGAGGGAGCGGCCGCAGCCGCAGCGAGGAUCCGCCGCCGGCAGCGGGCGGGUGCUAUGGCCCAGGCCAAGAUCAGCGCCAAGGCCAGUGAGGCGGCGGCGCAGCAGCAGCAGCAGCAGCAAUCCGGCGGGCAGCUCCGAGGCCGCUUCUACCGCUCCACCUCCAUGGCGGACCGCUCCAGCCGCCUCCUCGAGAACCUGGACCAGCUGGAGCUCAGGGUAGAGGCUUUCCGUGACGCAGCAUCUGCUAUGGAACAAGAGAAAGAAAUCCUGCUAGAAAUGAUCCACAAUAUACAGAACAGCCAGGACAUGAGGCACAUCAGUGAAGGUGAGAGAGAAGAACUUAAUUUGACUGCUAAUCGUCUGAUGGGCCGAACCCUCACUGUGGAGGUUUCUGUAGAAACCAUCCGAAACGCCCAGCAGCAGGAAUCCCUACAGCAUGCCACCAAGAUGAUCGAUGAAAUUGUCAAUAAACUUCUAGAUGAUUUGGAAGACGCCAAAAUCCGCUUAAUGUCGCUUUACGGUGCGUGCACAUCUGACGUGCCGGCAGGACCCAUCGAUCAGAAAUUUCAGUCCGUGGUAAUCGGCUGUGCCAUUGAGGAUCAGAAGAAAAUCAAAAGGCGGCUAGAGACUCUGCUCAGAAACUUAGAAAAUUCUGAAAAAUCGAUCACGUUGCUGGAGCACCAGAAAUCCUCUGUCAGACAGUCUUGCAACAGCAAACAGGAUUAAACUACCCUCCUGGCUACUUCUGGCAAAUCGCAGGGUGAGCAAACCUCCAUAAAAAGCACACAGAAGCUAAGAAAAAAAAAUUUCGCUGUACAAGCACAUGCGUAUAUGCGAAUGCACGCGCAUCCAAGUAUCUUUGAUUGCGAGGUGCGAGGAUUUAGUGGGUUUUGGUAGCAUUGGCAUUUUCUUUUGGCAAUAAUGAACGCUAUCAGGACUUCCCCUGAUACUGCUUGUUGUAAUUGUGCUUCUGCUGAACUGUCAGACACCGUCAAAAUCUAGCCUUUCCUCCAUUCUCCUGGGUUUUGUUUUUUUUUAAGACUAAAGUUGUUUUGUCAUGUAGUGAGAUUUCAGCUUUUCUCUGCUGUAUCCAUAGCGUGUGAACCAGACUUAGGGGGACAAAAACCAAAUCGUGGCAAUAAAUCAAAAACAUUAAUAAACUGUGUAUUUUCAUAAACAACACACUGUCAUACUCAUUACCAUUUAUCAUUUUUAAUAAUUUGUCACUAUUCAU